CAGACUUAUACUUUGCAUCAUGUGAACGGCCCUGCCAUGAAUUGGAUUGGCCGAUGAUAUGUCGAUUCCGCCUGGUUUUGGAAAGUCAUCAAUCAAUGGGAGGGUUUGCAAGAAUGACAUAUUGGUAGUCGAUGUCGUAAAUCGGCUACCUGGACAAGGUGUAGCAAUACACUGGCGAGGACAAUCGCAGAAAGAAAGCCCUUAUAUGGAUGGUGUUCCAAUGAUAACUCAGUGUCCUAUAUCCAGCUAUACAACGUUUCAAUAUAAAUUUAGGGCUUCGCAUGCUGGAACACACCUUUGGCAUGCUCAUACAGGUAAUGAAGUCCUAGAUAAUUUGUUCGGAGCUCUGAUUGUUAGAAAAGCAGGCAGAAUGGAAAAAUCUAAAAGAUGGUAUGAUAAAGACGAGAAAGAUCAUACGCUAAUUUUUAGUGAAUGGGGCUCCAGCAUCUUAGUGAAUGGUGUUUCUUCUCCACGAGAUGACUUGGCUCCGACAUUAGUAGUUGACGAAGGUUUCAGAUAUAGAAUCAGAAUAGCCCAUGCAGGUGGAUCUGAAGGUUGCCCAUUUUAUUUCAGAAUUGAAAACCAUACGAUGUUAGUUGUAGUUCUCGACGGUGCAGAUAUUCAGCCAAUCCGGACUUCUGUUAUAAAAAUUGCACAAGGGGAGAGAAUAGACUUUAUUUUAGAGGCAUCAAAUGAACCCCAAACUUAUCUGGCACAGGUGGAAUCCAACUGCACUGAAUCCUUUGGUUUAGCAAAAAUUAAAUAUAGCACUACAUUGAAUGGUGCUAAACAUGUACCACAGCAUAUUCCACAGACAGAAUCUUUCCCGAUAAACAGGUUGGUCAGCACUGUGUAUAAUGAUGAGUGUGAUCGAAACGGUGCAAUAUGUCUCUCCCACAUGAGUUCAUUGAAAAAGAUUCCAGAAGAUCUCUCUCAGAAACAGGUCGACAUAAAAUUGUACCUUCCUUUCGACUAUGUUCUUUUAGCUGCUGGAAUGUCUGGAAUCAGAGAGCUUAGACCAAGGAUGAACAACAUAACAUUCAUGUUCCCUCCAUCUCCCAUCUUAAGCCAGGGGUUCCAGAAGGCAGCGAAGGGAUCGUCUGCGGUCAAAGAAAUACAAAAGAAUGUUCAGAAUCAUACUCUUUCUGAUAUUAGUGAUCAUGUUUUUCAUCUACAUGGACAGAGCUUUUACGUCACCUCUUUAGCUAAAAAUAUUCCACCUCUUCCAGUAUCAGAACUAAAGAAACUCGAUGAAAAAGGAUUGUUACUGAAGGAAAGAAACUUGAUUGAUCCUGUCAUCAAAGAUACAAUUACUGUGCCUCGUUCAGGCUAUUGGUUGCUCCAUGAGCAAAGCUCCUCAGAGUGGGCGAAGGGUCUGGACGUUGUCCUCAAAGUUGGCGGUAAGACUGAUCUCCCUCCUGUUCCUGACAAUUUUCCUACGUGUGGUUCUUGGGUAGGACCACAGUUCUUCUUGAUAUAGAAAAUAGGCUUUUGAUGAUAAUUUAUUAUAAUCAAGUUACAAAGCAAAAGCUGAAAUUGUGAUAACAAUAUAGUUGGUAAUCUAUGAGACAAAACAACUAUAUCUGGCAAAGCAUUUGAAGGGUUCGACCAAAUUUUGGUCUAUAUAUAUUUUUUAUUUCACAUAACAAUAAAAGUUUAACUCUAACCCCUUUUUCUACUUCAACCUCUUAUGGUAUGCCGUUACUUUAAAUUAAGAGUAUGUAAUGGAAACUAUUUCGAACUUAAUUCAGUGAAAACCGGAUUUUACAAAAAUGUAACAAAUACCAUUAUUUUGCCGAACCCUUUAAUUAUUUAAAUAAUCCUAAAUGUUAGGAUAAAUUUUCAAAUAAGUCAUAUGUUAAUUACUCUGAUGAAAUCAAUCAAAAUACAAAAUAUGUGAUAAAAGAAAGGAAACAAAGUUUAAAAUAUAAGUAAAGAAUGUAUUGUCAAAAAAAUGUAUAACAAAUUACAAAGGAAAAUUUAAAAUGAGAAAUUAAUAUAAUUUUCAAAGCGAACUCCCCAAAGAGUGUUCAAAAUAUUGUUUAUGAAUUUUUAAAAUUACUGUUAUUUAUUAUUUACAUGAGUGUCUCAUUUAACUGUUGAUGUGAUUUAAUAUUAUUGUAAAUAUGUCAUAAUAAUAAUUUUAUAACAUUAAUUUGAGCCAGUGAAAAUGAAACUAGAGUAAAGUUUCCAUAACAUGGAAUUUUUUUUAUUAAAAUAUAUAUAUAAUAAAGGCAAAAUAUAAAAAAAAAUUUUCAUCCAAC
Molecule: messenger RNA, 2264 nt
Organism: Nezara viridula (southern green stink bug)
Lineage: Eukaryota; Metazoa; Arthropoda; Insecta; Hemiptera; Pentatomidae
Source: the annotation of a GenBank genome assembly